AUGAAUGAAGAAGAAGAAAUUUUCAUUCAAGAUACAUCAGUUCGACCAGCAAGAGAAAAGACUUGUGCUCCAUGUUGUGUUAUAUUUAGUUUAUUGAUUACGCCUAUUAUUUGUGUCAUUGCAAUCUAUCUAACAAGCAAUAAAGAUGUGUCAACGUUGAAAUAUGAUUCCUUAUGGUUUUCGUCAGCGGGCAGUGAGUCAUGCAUUCGUUUAAUGGAUAUCAAUGGAGAUGGUCUUGAUGAUAUUAUUGUUGCCUUAACUGAAGUAACAGUAAUCACAGCUAAUUUACAAAACAAUACGAAUCGUUCAGCUUUUUGUGAAUCAAUAAAUGUAGAAUCACCUUGUAUUGGUAUUGUAUACGGUAUACGCGGUUAUGAUUUUUCUAUCCUAUGGUCAUUUCGAGUUAAAGCAUCGAUAUUCGAAAUCGUGUGCGAUAUUAUCGAUGUUAACAAUGAUGGUUAUAGAGAUUGUAUUGGUUCUGGACGACAAGGUACAUUGGUUGCAUUCGAUCCUCGCCUUGGUAAACCAUUUUGGGACAAUAGUACAAUAAAAACAAGGCAUUCAUUAUGGAAUUUCUAUAAUCCAGUUAUUCUUCCCGUUGAUGUUGAUCAAGAUCAUAUCAAUGAUUUUCUUAUUUCCCAUGGUGGUAAUCCUACAAUUCCAUCAGAGAUACACGAACGUGAUGCUGGUUGUUUAUUGAUUAUUUCGAGUCGAACUGGAAAUCAAAUUGGUGAACCAUUUUGGAUGCCAGAUAAAAAAGAAACAUACAUGUCACCGGUUUUAUAUGGCAACUCUACUAUACUUUUUGGUACAGGUGGUGAAACAGUACCAGGCGGAUUGUAUAGUAUAUCGAUUGAUAAUAUAAUAAAACAAAACAAUCAAUAUCUAACGAUAUUUAAAUCAUUUGAAAAAGGCGUGAUGGUACCACCGAUUGUUGUUGAUGUUGAUCAAGAUGGAAUCGAUGAUAUACUCGUCAGCUGUUUUGAUGGAACAUUAGAAUUAAUUAAUGGAAGAACAAUGAAACCAAUAUGGACAAGAAUAUUUCCGAGGUUUGAAUUCUACGCUACGCCAGCACCCGGUGAUUUUAAUAGUGAUUCAUUUGUUGAUUUUAUGUUAAUACUUAAUUAUGGUGAAUGGGAUCGAUACGAUUACAGUGAAACAUUAGUGAUUGAUGGUUUGACAGGUGAAACAUUGUGGAAAAAAAAUAGCACGUUCGGCGAAUUUACAUCUCCAUUAACUUUACAAAUGACUAAACAUGGCAAAUAUCAAGAUAGUUUUAUUUAUCGACAACGUGGCGAAACAGCAGAAAAGUUUUAUUCUAAUAAAACAACAUCGUCGAUCUUAUUUCAUGGUAUUGGACUGCAAGAUGGCGAGAUUCAUAAAAAUGAAAAUCUAAUUUCAUCGGCGACAAAUUAUUCUUGUGAUCAAUUCAGAUUAGACGAUUCUAUUGUGAAUAUAUAUUUAACAAAUAUUAAAGAAACUCAAUUAAUCGCUGUUAUAUAUCCUCCUAUGAAUAAUGAAAAUAAUCUUUGCAGUAAUUUUGAACCUAUGGAACGAUCUGGAGGUUCUAUUGGCGAUCUCAAUGGUGAUGGUAUUUUAGAUACAGUUGAUAUUACAACAUUUAUUUCAAAAUUAACAUCACAUAACUUAGACAAUUUCGCUGUACAUUCACUUCUAACAAGAUUUUCAUUGAAUAUUAACAAAGUCGAACAUCAAAUAAUAGCAAACUAUGAAAAAGACAUUUUUAAUAGAACAAUUGAUCAAAAUCUUAUUGAUUUAUUAAUGCGAACGAUUUCAUUUCCAACACAAUCGAUUAAUAAUAAUAAAGAUUUACAAAUGAUUGCAAAGCAAACAUGGAAUAGUUAUUUAGGUCGAUUUUCGGACAGUCAUUACUAUCGAAAGAUUUAA
Molecule: messenger RNA, 1908 nt
Organism: Rotaria socialis
Lineage: Eukaryota; Metazoa; Rotifera; Eurotatoria; Philodinida; Philodinidae
Source: the annotation of a GenBank genome assembly